GCGGGCGAGUGGCGGAGCUUGAACCGGAAGAUCGCUUCUGGGUUUGAGGUGUCGAGUAACUGGUGUUGAACAAUCAAAAGUCCAAUAUGAAACUGUAUUGCCUGUCGGGGCACCCAACCUUACCAUGCAAUGUGCUCAAAUUCAAAUCAACCACCAUUAUGUUGGACUGUGGACUGGACAUGACUUCCACCCUCAAUUUCCUUCCUUUGCCACUUGUUCAAAGUCCCAGGCUGUCUAAUCUUCCUGGCUGGUCCCUAAAGGAUGGAAAUGUUUUCCUGGACAAGGAGCUAAAGGAGUGCUCGGGUCACGUAUUUGUGGAUUCUGUGCCUGAAUUCUGCUUACCAGAGACGGAGCUAAUAGAUCUGUCUACGGUAGAUGUGAUCCUCAUCUCUAACUACCACUGCAUGAUGGCACUGCCCUACGUCACCGAGCACACCGGCUUCACCGGCACGGUGUAUGCCACAGAGCCCACCGUUCAGAUUGGCAGGCUUCUCAUGGAAGAGCUGGUGAAUUUCAUUGAGCGAGUGCCCAAGGCUCAGUCUGCCUCCUUGUGGAAGAACAAGGAUAUUCAGCGGCUGCUGCCUUCUCCCCUCAAGGAUGCAGUGGACGUAUCCACCUGGAGAAGAUGCUAUACAAUGCAAGAGGUGAACUCCGCCCUUAGUAAAAUCCAGCUGGUGGGAUAUUCUCAGAAAAUUGAGCUUUUUGGUGCCGUGCAGGUGACUCCUCUAAGCUCUGGCUACGCCCUUGGAAGCUCCAACUGGAUCAUCCAGUCCCAUUAUGAGAAAGUGUCUUACGUCUCUGGGUCCUCUUUGCUUACCACACACCCCCAGCCCAUGGACCAAGCUUCCCUCAAAAACAGCGACGUCCUGGUUCUGACAGGCCUCACGCAGAUUCCUACCGCGAACCCGGAUGGCAUGGUGGGCGAGUUCUGCAGCAACCUGGCGCUGACAGUCCGGAAUGGAGGAAACGUGUUGGUUCCCUGCUACCCUUCUGGGGUGAUCUAUGACCUCCUGGAAUGCCUGUACCAAUACAUUGACUCAGCCGGCCUCUCCAGCAUCCCUUUCUACUUCAUCUCUCCUGUGGCUAACAGUUCACUUGAGUUUUCCCAGAUUUUUGCCGAGUGGCUUUGUCAUAACAAACAGACGAAGGUGUAUCUCCCAGAACCGCCUUUCCCUCAUGCAGAGCUCAUUCAGACCAACAAGCUGAAGCACUACCCCAGCAUCCACGGCGACUUCAGCAACGAUUUCAGGCAGCCGUGCGUGGUGUUCACCGGGCACCCUUCCCUCCGCUUUGGGGACGUGGUCCAUUUCAUGGAGCUCUGGGGAAAGUCUAGUCUCAACACUGUCAUCUUCACAGAACCUGACUUCUCCUACCUGGAAGCACUGGCUCCCUACCAGCCCUUGGCCAUGAAAUGCAUUUACUGCCCCAUUGAUACACGAUUGAAUUUCAUCCAAGUGUCAAAGCUGCUUAAAGAAGUGCAGCCCCUGCACGUGGUCUGUCCUGAGCAGUACACACAGCCGCCCCCCGCGCAGUCCCACAGGACGGACCUGAUGAUCGACUGCCAGCCGCCGCCCGUAUCCUACCGGCGGGCUGAGGUGCUCACCCUGCCCUUCAAGCGGCGGUAUGAGAAGAUCGAAAUCAUGCCCGAGCUCGCAGAUUCACUUGUGCCCAUGGAGAUUAAGCCUGGCAUUUCCUUGGCAACUGUUUCGGCCGUGCUGCACACGAAAGAUAACAAGCACGUCCUCCAGCCCCCGCCCAGGCCUGCCCAGCCCACAGGUGGUAAGAAGAGAAAGCGGGCGAGUGAUGACAUCCCAGACUGCAAGGUUUUGAAGCCUCUGCUGAGCGGCUCCAUCCCAGUCGAGCAGUUUGUGCAGACCCUGGAGAAGCACGGCUUCAGUGAUAUCAAAGUGGAAGACACCACCAAGGGCCAUAUCGUCCUGCUCCAGGAAGCCGAGACGCUCAUCCAGAUCGAGGAAGAUUCAACCCAUAUCAUCUGUGACAACGACGAGGUGCUGAGGGUGCGCCUGCGGGAUCUCGUCCUCAGAUUCCUGCAGAAGUUCUGAAGGGGACGUCUGCACCAUUCCUGCCUCUCUGAAAUCCUCCAGUCGCCAGCUGGGCUGCCAGCACAGCCAGCUGAGGAGGGCACGUGAGGUUAGCCACGUCUCGGGGGUCUUCUGGCUGAAGGAAAAGAGACUCUGAGGGACAUGAGCAGGAGUUACAGCCAGAAUCUCCUGGGCUGGGUUUCUAGCACUGUUUCAGGAAAGACUUCUGCUUGAAGCUUUAGAUUCAUUUUCUCCCCGAGGCUGGCUCUCUUGAGUAGUCAGGAUGGUAAGACAGCUGAGAAGUAGCAUAAAAGUGACAGAAGCCGUUUUCCAAGAGGUUGAUGGUGGGAGGGGAGGUUAAAAAAAAAAGACUAACUUGUCUUAAGUGGCUGGUGUUUUCUUCAUAGUUUCACAGGCCUCGGGCAGGGGAGCUAAUCUUUGAUUUUGUUUUACUUGUUUGUCUACAGUGCUGCACCUAAUAAGACAAGACAUCCCCCCAAAUUAGUAAAAACUCAAUUAUCUGUAUUUUAUAUUGUGAGCCCAUUUUGUUAAUAAAACUUAUUUUUUAGAGAA
Rhinolophus ferrumequinum (greater horseshoe bat) is the source of this 2615-nucleotide messenger RNA. It is a transcript of the gene INTS9, whose product is annotated as integrator complex subunit 9. Gene Ontology annotation, biological process: snRNA processing. NCBI's taxonomy places the organism in Eukaryota, Metazoa, Chordata, Mammalia, Chiroptera, Rhinolophidae. Bases 87 to 2063 code for a protein of 658 amino acids. The transcript has 17 exons. Gene Ontology annotation, cellular component: integrator complex. The record is from RefSeq and is a predicted model, not a curated record.